Messenger RNA from Anoplopoma fimbria (sablefish), 3275 nucleotides. Its product is annotated as Golgi phosphoprotein 3-like. Gene Ontology annotation, cellular component: Golgi cisterna; trans-Golgi network; cytosol. Lineage: Eukaryota; Metazoa; Chordata; Actinopteri; Perciformes; Anoplopomatidae. The record is from RefSeq and is a predicted model, not a curated record. Gene Ontology annotation, molecular function: phosphatidylinositol-4-phosphate binding. Gene Ontology annotation, biological process: Golgi vesicle budding; Golgi organization; retrograde vesicle-mediated transport, Golgi to endoplasmic reticulum.
AACGCAACAGGCCAGACCACCGCUGACGUCACUGCCACCAUGUUGGAUCAGGAAGUGGGCUGAGCCGAUGCAGGAAUCCCGAGCCGAGCUUACCGUCAGCGGCUGUGUUUAUUCGCUCGGUAAAACCGAUUUCACCGGUUCUCACCUUUUCACCAGCCCGGUUACAUGCUGCGUGGCUUUCUGGCUGGUCGAGGUAGGCGCAUUUCUUCGGAUUUGAUCGUUUUGCAGCCCCAGCUAUGGCCUCCCUCAAGCAGAGAAACUCGGGCCUCGUCCAGCGGAGGACCGAGGCCAUCCGGAGCGCCGCCGCCGACAAGGAUCGGGACUCGGCCGACGAGGAGGACGGCUCGCCGCGGGAGGAGGAGGAGGACGACGACAAGGGGGACUCAAAGGAAACCAGGCUCACGUUAAUGGAGGAAGUGUUGCUGCUGGGCCUCAAGGACCGAGAGGGCUACACGUCUUUUUGGAACGACUGUAUUUCUUCCGGUCUCCGCGGGUGCAUGCUGGUGGAGCUGGCCCUCAGAGGGAGGUUACAGCUGGAGGCCUGCGGGGUGAGGAGGAAAAGCCUGCUCUCGAGGAAGGUGAUCUGCAAGUCAGAUGCUCCGACAGGAGAUGUUCUAUUGGACGAGGCCUUGAAGCACGUUAAAGAAACCCAGCCUCCGGAAACUGUCCAGAGCUGGAUAGAGCUGCUGAGUGGAGAGACCUGGAAUCCCCUGAAGCUGCACUACCAGCUGAGAAAUGUUAGAGAACGUUUGGCAAAAAACCUGGUAGAGAAAGGUGUGCUCACCACAGAGAAACAAAACUUCCUGCUUUUUGACAUGACCACACAUCCGCUCACCAACAGCACCAUUAAACAGCGCCUCGUCAAGAAGGUCCAGGAGUCUGUCUUGGAGAAGUGGGUCAACGAUCCUCACCGCAUGGACAAGCGGGUUCUGUCCCUGAUCCUUCUGGCCCACUCAUCCGACGUUCUUGAGAAUGCCUUCGCCCCACUACAGGACGACCAGUACGACCUGGGCAUGAAGAGAGUCCACACUCUGCUGGAGCUGGAGCCGGAGAAAGAGAGCGCAAAGCCCAACGUCAACGAACUCAUGUGGGCUGUGGUGGCCGCGUUCACUAAAUGAAAACACCUGAUUGGUUGGACUGGAAGAUCUGGCUAUGGUCUGUGUUAUUUAAUUGGUUGAAGGACUUCACUUUAAUGAGACCGACUUCACUUUAAUGAGACAAUCUAUUUUGGUUGGGGAGCCUGUUUGUACAUCUAAUCCGGAUGACAUUUCUGGUGGCAGUCCAUAUUAACCCAGUGCAAUCUGAUUGGUGGUGGGCUUCACCAAGUAACAAUUGGUUGGUUGGAAACGGUCUCUAAAUAAAAAAAAUAAAAACGACUGGCCGCUUUCACACAGUGAGGUAUAUUAUCUGCUGCUGCGAGGCUGGAUAUACUUACAAACAUCAACACUACCAACAGAUGGGUUUCUGUUAAUGUUAGAUGACAUCAAAGAACAGAAGCAGGUGGCAGCAGUAGUCGUGGUGAAUAUGAAGAUUUUUGACUGGGGCCAAGAUUCCCUUCUUCACUAAGGAAACAUCUGCUCUACAUUUCUACAAGGUCUGGCCAGAAUCAAAUCCUGGUCGCGUCUCCAUUCUCCCCCACAUGCUUAUGCAAGGAUAAAGGAAAAGCAAAUCACACUGCUAGCAAAGCUCUUUGCACUCGUGCAGGUCUUCUGCUUCCACCGAUUCCUUCCCCACUUGUUGGGAGUAGAUGUUUAAGGGUUACUGUUAGAUCAGACUACCUGAAUGUUUUAGUGAGUCUCACUGUCUUCUCAUUAAAAUCUCUUUCCUCCUUUCUUCCUCGUUGCAUUUUGAGGAUGAAAAUGAAGGACACAAAUAAAUACUUACUCGCCUGCAUAGUAACGAGUGAGCCGGGUAAUUUGGCCCUCAUAAACUCUAACCCAAAUGAAGAAUUAAACCUCGAGUCUAACAAAACUCUUUAUCUUAUUAGUUGCAAUGGGUCCGUUCUGUGUUUAUAGGAUGAGACCAGUCUUCCAUUUCUAUUUAUGUUGCUAAUCAAUGCUUAGAGUAGCCUGCCAUUUAUCAACUAUUUUGCACAGUCAGUAGCCCUGUAGGAAGGAUCGUGUUUGUAGGGAUUUUUCUUGGGUUGAGAUCUUGAGAGGAUGAGGGUGAACAUGAUGAACCUUAGCAACCAUGGUGAAAAAAGAUCUCAUUUAUUUUGUCUACAGUUCUUGAUCUUUAUGAAUACUUUAAAAUCAUUCCUUUGGGUAAAUAUUUUAAAAAAGUUAAGUGGGUGUUGAGAUGUAAAAACAAAACGGAUUUGGAUCGCCGUGAACAGCCUCCACAAGACUUACAGUAUGACCAUCAGCGGCUGCUUCUAGAUAUGGGGUGGGAAAUGUUUAAAUUCAGAAAAAGGGUCGAUUCACCCAAAUUAUAAAUAAACAACUAAUUUAACACCAGUGGUUUCUAGCCAUGGAGGUAGUUUUGGCUUAAUGUCUUUAAGAUAUUUCCUUCUAUCUGAAAAAUGGUUAAAAUGGAAUUUCCUUUUAAGAUGCUUGUCAGAAUUAAAAAAAAUUAAAAAGCAACAUCUAUUUCUGGAGUUUCCCACUUAUCUGCAAUCUUUACUGUAAACAGUUUUCUUCGAAGUACUUUGCACUAAAGAUAUCCUCUCUGUUAAAUGUGUUAACAGCAUGUUAUGUGGAUUCACUAGAUACCAACAGAGGCAAGUGAAACGAUGUAUUUUGUUAUUUGGGUGGACCAACCCUUUUAAAGAUUCCCUCUUGCUAUAUAUUGUAUCUCUCAGUUUGUAUGUCCUGUCAUAAUUAGAUGUUAUUUCUAUCUCGUAGGCCCACGCGGGUAUGUUAUAUUGUUUGGUACAUGCAGAUUACGGGAGGGUUACUUGGGGCCCCAGAUGAAUCCUGGGUAAAGACUGAAACUGUUCUACGAUCUAGUCUGAGGGUCUUUCUAUGGCGUUACAUCACUUAUUGUUUCAUGGCAUACUUAUAGUUCUGUCUUCUUUUAUUUUCUACCAACAAAAUACCAAUUGGUCUGAAGAACUGUUGAGAUGCGUUUACGGCAAAGAGACCAUGCAUGCUAUCGGUGGAGGGCUGGGGUACUUGUGGAUGUAGCUACAGAGAAAAGGCUUGUAUGUAAUUAUUAGUCAUUUAAUGUGUACGAUCUAAUGGAAUUCAAUGAAAGGGAUCUUCUCUCCUAUCCUCUAUAAUUCUGUAUGCUUUUGUAUUACCACACAAAAUAAAGUAAGGAUCCUUUAAGUGCCU